Molecule: messenger RNA, 1443 nt
Organism: Symbiodinium pilosum
Lineage: Eukaryota; Dinophyceae; Suessiales; Symbiodiniaceae
Source: the annotation of a GenBank genome assembly
GCCAUCUACGAAGGAAGCAAGGAAGUUACGCUGGAACUGCCGCAACUGGAACAGCUCCCAGACGACGUUCUCGGACAAAAGCUCCAGCUCCUGCUCCUUCAGCCUGCAGGACUUCCCUUGGAGGCGAUCUUCCCUUACACUAAGGUCGGCAUCAAGAUUUGGCUGCCCCCUGGCUACCUCGCAGAUGAUGAUAGCACUGAGCUGCCCUCGUUUGAGCUGAACUCGCAGCUCUAUAGUCCGGAAUGUUUGCAGCAUUUUGAAGAGGAGCUCAAGACACUUGCUGAAACACUUUGCGGCUCGCCAGUCCUCUUCAGCUGGUCGCUGAAUUUCCCAAGCUCAGCAGAAGCUUCCUUCAGCGAGAACACAGCGAUAGCAAGAGCACGUGGGGUGGCUGCACAGCGUGACAGGAAAAGAAAAGAGGAAGAAUCCUUUUGCCACUUGCAGCAGCGCCUCCUCUGCUCAACGGUAACGGGUUUCGAGGUAGUUCGAGUUCCGGGUUUCUCCAGAGCAGAUGCGUUGUUUCAGCGGAAGGGCUCCAGCGCUGGUGGCCUCCCUCUACAACUGAAGGCCGCGAGCGCGUCAGGGCUCGGAGACAAGCCGAUUUUUUGCUUCAAGAAGACCGCGGGCUAUGACGGAAUGUUGCUGAUUCUAGUUGCUGUUGAUUAUGGCAUUGUUUGGGCAGUUCCUGGGGCAGCCGUGACCCAGCAAAGCUUCAACAUUCAGCUGGGUUCCAGUCGCGAUGAAUUAUUUCGCGUGACAGAUGUCGGCCAUGCUUUGGUGGAGUGCUUCAGGCGUGCAGCUGAUUUUCCUCACAUUACCCUGACACAAGCAGGUCUGAGGUGUGAGGCCAGAACCCACAGAUUGGAAAUGAACACCCACCUCCAAAUGGCAGCUUUCCUUGCGAGCGUCGGCUAUAUCCUCAAGAAGAACUUGGAGGUGGCCAGCGCAGUAGAUUCGAUGCUGAGUGGUGGUGGCAAGAGCUGGCGCGUUCAGGAGAAAGCUUCGCACCUGCACAGUCCUUCUAAUGCCUACACGAUAAACCUGCGGAAGCAUGCUGGAGUCUUAGGGAAAGUUGCAUAUUCUGCAUCCGACUUUGACUUGCUCUUGGCUGCAGUGCUUCAAGAUGGGAACCUUGCAGGCAUGUUCCUACUGCCGUCUACAGUCUUGGGCCAGCACAGGCUGGUUGGCUACAAGCCAACAGAAUUGCGCUUGGUCCCACCUUGGGCGCCUUGCGCACGGCAUGCCACCAAAACUAAGUACGCAUGGCAGUUAGAGUACUAUGUUGAUUUGUGUGGCGCAUCGGUGCCGGCCAUGCCUCCAGAACACGUGCGGAGCCGUCUCGCGCAGGUGUUGCAGGCUGUGCAAUACAUCUGGCAAGCAGAUGAGAAGAAUGGAGUCGCGACAGCCCUGCGGAAGAAGAGUUGUCCACCACCCGUGUACUGA